CUAGAAUAAAAUAGCGGAACAUUAUUCUUUUCCUGUUCGUAGAAGCCAAAACCAUGAAGAUAUUGACCGCCGUUCUUAUAGCCACAGUCGGUCUGCUCUUGGAAGGCGAGGCCUUUACUGGCAAUCCAACGUUUGGCAGUCGAAGAGCUCUACGAUCUGUCGGUGUCAAGCAACAGUCGGGUCCGACCGAUGCCAAUACCAAUACCAAUUCGCUACACGCUUAUCGUUGUCAACCGCUCCCACCCAAGGAGUCGAAUACUUCUCGCAAACCGCUUUCGCUGGUUCUUCCCACAGCUUCGCUCUCGAUCUCUCUCGUUUUUCUGGCAGUCUUUGCUCCGUUUGCAACUCCGGCGGUCGCUUCCGAUUACGGAUCCUUCACGCCGGAACAAAAGGUGGUGGCCGAAGCCUGGCGACUAGUAGACAACAGCUUCCUCGAUCGGACCUUCAACGGACAAGAUUGGUUCCAAUUGCGCCAAAAGUACGUCAAACAAAAGUACAAGAACAUGGCGGAAGCACGGGACGCCAUUGACACCAUGGUUGGGUCGCUGGGAGACAGGUAUACGCGCUAUUUGUCACCAGCGAAGUAUCAAUCACUGGUAGAUUCCGCGACAGGAACCCUAGCUGGCGUGGGUGUAGAGAUUUCAACCAACAAGGCCGGAAAAAUUAUGGCCUCCGAUGUCGAAGACAACAGUCCCGCCAAAAACUCCGGCAUACAACCGAACGACGUCUUUCUGGAAGUGGACGGCAUUCAGUUCGAUGGCAAGGCCACACCGGACGAUGUCGCGCUCCGAUUGCGCGGACCGGAAGGCAGUCGGGUAGGAGUGGUCAUGGAGCGAGACGGCAAGACGAUCGAUUUUAUUCUCACGCGUGAACGCAUCACCGUGACGUCCGUCAAAUCCUAUCUUUCCAACGUGCCGAGUGUUGGCAAAGUGGGGGUGAUUCGCAUCAAGAGCUUUUCCGGAACGACAGCCGCGACAGUGGCGGAACAGUUCAAAGAUUUGAAAAAAAAGGGCGCACAGUCGGUCGUGAUUGACGUGCGCGGAAACCCGGGUGGUCUCUUACCAGGUGGAGUGGAUACGGCGGCGCUCUUCCUGGAAGCCAACAAGCCCGUUGUCUUUGUCGUCAACAAGCAGGGUGUGGUGGAUGCACAAGCUACGCUAGCUGACGGGAUUGAUGUGGACACACCUUUGGUGAUACUGGUGGAUUCCGGUACGGCUUCGGCAGCCGAAGUCUUUACCGCGGCUUUACAAGAAAACAAACGGGCCGUAGUGGCGGGAGAAACAAGCUUUGGUAAAGGGAUUGUUCAGACCAUUCGCGCUUUGUCCGAUAACAAUGGUGGAUUAGCCAUCACGGUCGCUCGUUACGAAACACCCGAACACCACGACAUUAACAAGCGGGGUAUUCUGGCCGAUGUUGCAACCUCUGUGGAUUGUGCGAAAGCGGAUGCCACUAGUUGCCUCCAAGCUUCCAUAUUCAAACAAUAG
Molecule: messenger RNA, 1484 nt
Organism: Phaeodactylum tricornutum CCAP 1055/1
Lineage: Eukaryota; Bacillariophyta; Bacillariophyceae; Surirellales; Neidiaceae
Exons: 1
Coding region: 54-1484 (476 amino acids)
Biological process (GO): proteolysis; signal transduction
Cellular component (GO): outer membrane-bounded periplasmic space
Molecular function (GO): protein binding; serine-type peptidase activity; endopeptidase activity
Source: RefSeq, a predicted model, not a curated record